UUUUGAAAUUUAAUAAAUAAAUACAUUAAUUAUCCAAAAUCCGAAAAAAAAUUUCUUCGCUAUAAGUUUAAGAAUUAGUUACAUUCCUAAUAAUGACUACCACGGAAAAAGUUACAAAUAUUGAGCUUUCAGAUAAAAAUGAAGACAAAGAGACGAGAGAACGUCCAAAUUGGUCAAAUGGUGUUGAAUUUCUUAUGUCGUGCAUAUCCAUGUCGGUUGGAUUGGGUAACAUAUGGAGAUUUCCCUUUACCGCAUAUGAAAAUGGAGGCGGUGCUUUCCUCAUACCCUAUAUUGUUGUAUUAUUCGUUAUUGGUAAACCCAUGUAUUAUCUGGAAAUGAUUUUGGGACAAUUUACUAGUAAGGGAUCGGUAAAAAUUUGGUCCAUGUGUCCAAUGUUUUUAGGUGUCGGAUAUGGACAGGCUUUUGCAACCAUUUGCAUUAUUACUUAUUAUUCAUCACUUAUUGCACUCACUUUAUAUUAUAUGGUUAUGUCGUGUCAAACAGAUUUACCUUGGGCAUAUUGUCGUGAAGAAUGGGGAGAGGGUUGUGUAGACUCUAAACCAAAUAGUGACCAAAUAAAACCAAACUCUUCUGUUUCAUUGCGGAGUAGUUCUGAAUUAUAUUUUUUAAAAGAGGUUGUACAUGAAAAACUUGACAUAACGGAUGGUCUGGGAAUUCCCGAUUGGAAAUUAACGAUUUCAUUAUUUGUCUCCUGGGUUGUUAUAUUUUUGGUUAUUAUGCGUGGUGUCAAAAGCACCGGCAAAGUGGCUUACUUUCUAGCAUUAUUUCCAUAUGUUGUUUUAGUAACAUUGUUAAUAAGAGGCGUUACAUUGGAGGGAGCAGUUGAUGGUAUCAUAUUUUUCUUAAAACCCGAAUGGGCCGAACUAUUAAAUCCUAAAGUUUGGAAGGAAGCAGUUGUGCAGUGUUUCUUUUCUUUAGCUGUUGGACUUGGACCAAUUGUCAUGUUUUCAUCAUAUAAUCGAUUUGAUCAUAGUAUAUAUAGAGAUGCUAUGAUUGUCACCAGCUUGGAUACAGUUACAAGUUUAUUAGCUGGAAUAACUAUUUUUAGUAUACUUGGAAAUUUGGCACAUAAUUUGAAUAAGUCGAGCAUAAAAGAGGUUGUACAAAGUGGUACAGGCUUAGCUUUUAUUUCGUAUCCAGAUGCAAUUGCCAAAUUUGAAUCCGUACCACAAUUAUUUGCUGUGCUUUUUUUCUUUAUGCUAUUUACUUUGGGAGUUGGCUCUAUUGUUGCACUUCAAAGCACUAUCGUUACAAUAAUCUGUGAUCAAUUCAAAUCAAUAAAAUAUUGGAAAGUAGCACUGAUAACUUCUAUUUGCGGAUUUUUAUUAGGUUUAGUAUACGUCACUCCAGGUGGUCAAUGGAUACUGAAUUUAGUUGAUUUUUAUGGUGGCACUUAUGUUGUUUUUGUUUUAGCAAUUUUGGAAAUGGUUGGAAUUGCUUGGAUUUAUGGUUUACAAAAUCUAUGUGAUGAUAUAGAAUUUAUGACAAAUAGAAAAGUGACAGUCUAUUGGCGUAUAUGUUGGGCAUUUUUAACACCAGUGCUAAUGGCUUUCAUAUUUAUAUAUUCCAUGGUAACAAUUAAGCCACUUACGUAUAGUGGUGAGGAAUAUCCUACUGCUGGAAAUGUCGCUGGAUGGCUUCUAUUUAUAAUUGGACUUUCACAGUUUCCUUUGUGGGGCAUUUGGUAUUUGUGGACGCAUUACGAUAAUAAUUUAUUAAACACAUUACGAAAAAAUAUUAAGCCGAGCAGUAAAUGGGGUCCCAAUGCUGUAGAAAAUAAAAAUAACUGGAUUGCAAAUAAGCUAGUUUUGAAAGAGGAACGCAAUAGGCAGCAGCAGAGUAAUAAACUUGGAUUCUUUCGUCAAAAAGUAUAUAAUUUGUUUGGUUUAUCGAAUUAAAAUACUUACUAUAGAGUAAUACAUAUAUUAGAGCACUUUGGUUAAGUUAGAAAUUAAGUUAAAAGUAUUUAUUUAGUUUAAAAUACAAUUUAUUCUUUAUAACAAUGACAGUAUUGUAUAUGCAGUUCUAAUAAGAUAAAAUUCCU
Molecule: messenger RNA, 2065 nt
Organism: Teleopsis dalmanni
Lineage: Eukaryota; Metazoa; Arthropoda; Insecta; Diptera; Diopsidae
Gene: NAAT1
Product: sodium-dependent nutrient amino acid transporter 1
Exons: 11
Coding region: 93-1919 (608 amino acids)
Biological process (GO): sodium ion transmembrane transport
Cellular component (GO): membrane
Molecular function (GO): L-amino acid transmembrane transporter activity
Source: RefSeq, a predicted model, not a curated record